UGUCACAUUUCACUCUUGGGCUGAGUGGCGGCUUCUCACAGCCGCUCAGUCCACCGUUUGAGGUCUGGAGCUCACACUUGGACCAUGUCAUGCCGGCUGUAGCAGCAUGUGGAAGGCAGCUUUUGUCGCGUACCAUCUCUUGGUACUUGGUCAGAGGCUCUGGGCUCAGGAUGAUGUCGCAGCCAUCAAUCCUCAGGACUGCAGUCUGGACUGUAUACGACAGGGAGGACCUGGAUGUGAUUACUGCAGAAUAACAAGAGCUGAUGUCAAGAGGGCUUUAGGUUUUAACUCCAUCCAAGCAUUUGGAAGCUGUAUUCCAUGGCCAUGUUUUGAGCUGCUCGGUGAAAAAGAUCCUGAAAUCUGUCAGCACUACGUCCAAGCUCCAAAUGACGUGAAGGUCGAGUUUGUACAUGAGCCAAACCCCAAAUCUGACACCAUCGUUGUCUCCUGGAAGCCCAGUUUCUAUGGGAUCGCCUUCCUGCGGGGCUUUCAGGUGUCCCUCCAGGCUUUGGGAGGGUCUAGUGUCGCCUGUCAGCUCUUUCUCUUCCACCGUAACCUGUCCCUCCCGGCAUCGCACGCUCAAAGGGUGUACAAGUCAGACCCUUUCCCCAACCUCUCCCUUGGGUCCCAGUAUGCAGUUACAGUCAUGGCCCUGCCGGUGCCUGAGGAGUGGGAGAGGUUCUACCACAGCGAGAUCUUCUCCACACGCUCAUGUGCAGAGAAGAACGGCCUCGAGCAGUGCAAGAAAGACUGGUACCCCACACAUAUUGAGGUGCAGCAGGAAGGGGCCGCCGUCACUGUGACCUUUAACCUGGCUCCUCCAAACCUGGGCAUCAGAAGCUACUUCUCACUGUGCUACACAAAUGGCAUGAAGACAUACACAGACAUAGUACCUGAUUCCUCCACAAACCAGACUCACCACAGCUAUCAGCUGAGUGACCUUCAGGAAGGCACCAAUUACACCUGUGAGAUUGCAGCUAACGAAGUGGAUGCAGUGAGGAAAACCUUCACUGUUCAGGUCAUGAGUGUUCAUAAAGGAGGUGCCUCGCCACUGUCUGUCACUCCCUCCUUGGCACUGAUGCUUCCACUGGGCCUGGCUAUGGUAGUCUUUAUUGUAGUCUCACUGGCUGCUCUCGGCAAGAGGAAGCCCAACCUGCAGAUGAAGAAACUUUUCAUGAAUCCAGAGAACAUCUCUUGUACCUCUGACCCGUCUUUGCCAUUAUCGGCACUGUGUGAAGUUCAACAUCAUCAGGAGAGCGGGACUCAGGAGGAAGCGGUGGUAUUGCAGAGAAACGGGCUGACCCCUCCUCGUCUUCUGAUUUGCUACAGCAGCUAUGACGGCCCUGCUCAUGUCAAAGCCGUCAUGCAGUUAGGGGCUUUUAUACAGCAGCACAUGGCCACUCAGGUGUGCCUGGACCUGUGGGACUCUCUGAGUGUGGCUGGGGAGGGAAAUAUGGCCUGGCACUGCCGUCAGAUCCGGGAGAGCGAUUUCAUCUUGGUGAUCUGUUCACGGGGCCUCAGUCACAGACCCGAGCCUCCAGAGCCGGAGGGUGACGAUGAAGACGAGGAGGCAGACGGAGGGCUGGACUUUGGUUCCAACGCCUUCAGCUCUGAUGCAGCCGUCAAACUUAUUGGAGAAGAGGUAGGCCGUGCCAAAGCCAGCGGCCAGGACCUGUCCAAAUACAUGGCGGCCAUUUUUGAGUACUCAGAGGAAUCGGAUAUCCCCGUUGAGCUGAGGCUGGUAUCUCACUACAGGCUGACAAGUGACUUAGUGCUGCUUUUCUCCCACCUUCAUGGAGUGGCUCUGCAUAGGCCGGGAAGUUACCUGAAGAUAAACCACAUUUCAGAAGAAGGCUUUACCAAGUUACCAGCCGGAGCAGCUCUGCAGUGGGCUAUCUAUGAGGCCGGGAUGGAAAUGAGGGCAAAAAGCCAUUGCACUGUGGAAGGAGGGGACUAAACACAAACAAUAGGACUCCAUACGCCCUGACUGAAUGAUUGGUAUCGGACAAAAGGUUGACCUGAAGAUAGAUGGCCAUGAUGGUCACAAACCUGAUGGUUCAAUAUUUGGCCAGAUAGGAGAAGCCAUGAGCUCACAGCUGGAAGGUGACUAGUACAUGUACAAUCCUUGCUGAUGUGCCCUUAAGCCAUCAACCAACUAACCACCUCUUCCUCAGCUGUGCUGCAAUGGCAGCAACUGUGCACUUUGACUAAUGAAAUGUGUUAACACGCUACGUGUGUGUAUGAGAAGGAUCUGUAAAAAGCCAUAUGUUUAAUGGUCAGUAAAGCUAUCUUAGUCUUAUAGAUGGUAGACGUUUUCUGUUUGUUUUUUUGCAGUGUCAUGUAAAAAAACUAUUGUGAAAUGAUAUCGGCAUUGUACAGAAACAAACUUAAAUGAAUCUCAAGCUUGAGUUAUUGAAGUUAUUCUGAAGCAUUGAAGUACACAUUGAGCAUUGUAUACGUUCCAUUUUAGAGUCAUGCUUAUGGGUUAUUUAUACAUGUGCAUAUCGCAUAUUAUACUCAAAUAAGGAUGGAUUAAUUGGUCCUAUCAUUUUUACUUUUAUACUGAUGUGAGGUUACAUAUAUGGGCAACCAUCGAGCAUUUUGUAUUGUGAAACAUGAAUUUACUUUUGUGCAUGUAAUCAUCAAAUAAAAUAAUAUUGGAACAUGUUUUUUUGGCUCC
Molecule: messenger RNA, 2680 nt
Organism: Chelmon rostratus (copperband butterflyfish)
Lineage: Eukaryota; Metazoa; Chordata; Actinopteri; Chaetodontiformes; Chaetodontidae
Product: interleukin-17 receptor D
Exons: 12
Coding region: 107-1957 (616 amino acids)
Molecular function (GO): interleukin-17 receptor activity; protein binding
Source: RefSeq, a predicted model, not a curated record